Exophiala spinifera is the source of this 1626-nucleotide messenger RNA. RefSeq lists its product as uncharacterized. The transcript has 2 exons. The record is from RefSeq and is a predicted model, not a curated record. Bases 1 to 1626 code for a protein of 541 amino acids. Gene Ontology annotation, molecular function: catalytic activity. NCBI's taxonomy places the organism in Eukaryota, Fungi, Ascomycota, Eurotiomycetes, Chaetothyriales, Herpotrichiellaceae.
AUGUUAGAUUAUUCACUCAUCAAAGAGACUUCUCGAAUCUUUAAUGAAGUUCUGCUUACCGAUACCGAUCUCUCCUUUCCUCCGGAAUUCGUUGAGGCUGCAAAAAAGGUCAAAUUCUGUGGAGGCGAUGACCAACCCUUUGUUCUCACGCCACUGAAGAUCACUGAAUCGAGUGCGUCCCUUACUGCUCUUGUAGCCACAGCUGGCAAUGUAGCAGCGGCAGAGAGAUAUGGAAUUGAAUACCAGAAUGUUGAAGUCAACCUUGACGUCGCAACUCUGUUUCUGGAGUCGGUGUUGCUCCCUACGAUUGGGGGUAAGCCGUUUGUGCGGCAUCCUCAUAUGGCUAAAGAGCUCGCGAAGAUGGAUCUCCAUAACUCAGCAAAGCCCAUUAGGAGUUAUGCAACCGGUGUGUACCAGACGAAAGAUGGUCGCUGGUAUCACCUCCAUGGCUCUAUGAACGCAGAGCCAACAAUGAAAAUGCUGGGUGUACAGGAUGUCGAUGUGAGUCCGGAAGGUGCGAUUAAGAUCUAUGCCGACAAGGUCGCCCAAUGGGACUCGACUGAGAUCGAGAGGGUUGCCAACGAGCAGUUCAGACAGGCUGGUGUGGUCUGCCUUACUCCUGAGGAGUUUUUCUCGAGUGAGCAGGGCAAGAUCAUGGCACAAGAGCCACUCUGGACCACAACGAGGCUACCAGCGCCACGCAAACCUUGGCCGAAGACAACGGAUCAACACGGAUGCAGACCACUUGCUGGCAUCAGGAUUCUAGACGUCUCCCGUGUCAUCGCAGCGCCAGCAGUGUCGAAGAUCCUAGCUGUUCUCGGAGCUGACGUCCUUCGUGUUUCAUGCAAUAGGUUACCUGACUAUGCUGCAACCAUGCCGGAUCUGCAAACUGGGAAGAGAGACACGAACUUGGAUCUGAAAACAGAAGAAGGGAGGCGAAUCUUCACCGAGCUUGUCAAGGGCGCGGAUGUCCUUAUCGAUGGGUACCGUCCUGGAGCUCUGAAGGGACUGGGCUUCGAUUCGAAGUCUUUGCGCCAGCUGAACCCCUCUCUAAUUUAUAUUCGCGAGAACUGUUAUGGGUUCAAAGGCCCCCUGGCUCAUCGAUCGGGCUGGCAGCAAAUCAGCGACUGCCUGGUAGGUCUGUCUUACGUUCAAGGAAAGUUUCUCAACCUCCAAGAGGCCGUCGUCCCGCUUCUACCAAACUCUGACUAUCAGACGGGAUUGGCUGGCGCGGCCGCAGCCAUUAAAGGUCUGAUCGCCCGCACAAAGGAGGACGUGACGUUCGACAUCGAUAUCAGCUUGACCCAAUACAACAUUUGGUACUAUCAGCUGGGCCUCUACUCGGAGGAACAGCAGGAGGCAUUGCGGAAGCGCGACCCUGCUUUCAGUCCCCGUCAUUUCGACGACAUGGUCCGCCUCGUGGGAAAGACACACGAGUCUUGGACGAGGAUCCGUCCAGAUAUGUUUGAUCAUCCAGAAUACUUUUGGGAAAUGAGUGGCCGAGAGUACGGCCUCGACGAGAAUCUUCUCGUGCUAGCGCCUGCUUUCAAAUUUGAGAAAUCGCAUAUUGAAUGGGAGGUUCCCACCGGGAGGCGGGGACGAUCAGAGCCAGAAUGGGUGUCAUAA